Molecule: messenger RNA, 1227 nt
Organism: Entelurus aequoreus (snake pipefish)
Lineage: Eukaryota; Metazoa; Chordata; Actinopteri; Syngnathiformes; Syngnathidae
Product: dynein regulatory complex subunit 4-like
Exons: 1
Coding region: 58-1227 (389 amino acids)
Biological process (GO): flagellated sperm motility
Cellular component (GO): microtubule; Golgi apparatus; motile cilium
Molecular function (GO): microtubule binding; small GTPase binding
Source: RefSeq, a predicted model, not a curated record
AUGCAAAAGCACAACCAUAACUUUUUAUAGAUAUUGUGCUGCUGGAUCAGUCAAAAGAUGGCGGGGAAAGGAAAGGGCAAGGGCAAGGGCAAGGGCAAAGGCAAAGGAAAGCCUGUGUUCAAUGAGAACCUUCCGUUAGAAGAGAUGACCGAGGAGCAACUGACGGAUCGCAUCGCCAAGAUAACAGAGGAGGUAGGCCGCAUCCAGGAGGAGAAGAAGAGCUUCCAGCUGAUGAGGGACCAGGUCACAGCCUUCUGGGAGAUCUCCAAGGGGAAGCUCCAGGACGUGAAGGACAAGCUGAGGGAGGGCAGCAUCGCGCGAGACGAGGCCAAGAUGCGCAACCGGGUGAAGGUGGCCAAGUACCAGCAGAAAGUCCGGCACCUGGAGUCUGAGUGUCAGAGCAACAUCUCCCAGCUGAAGCUAGACAAGGCGAGUUACUCUUCACUCCACGACAACAAGCGCUUCGAGAUGGAGCAGGGCGCCCUGAAUGAGAUCCGCAGUCUGCAGGUGGAUCUCAGUGAGAAAGAGCUCCACAGCCAAAACCACAUUGAAGAGCUGAAGUUUGAACAGGCGUUCGAACUGGUGGACAUUAGAGUCCCGCACGACUGGAGGACGGUGGAGCUGGAAGCCAAACACAACGCCGAGAUCCUCCCGAUGAUCGAGGCGUCGGAAAAAAAGCUGGAGGCCGAGAUCAACAUUCUGGACACGCAGAUGCAAAUACGUCUGGAGACGCUGAAGAAAGAACAUGACGGCGCCUUCCGACUGGCGCUUCAGCUGAGUUCAGAUUUUUACCAAGCCCACAUGGAGGAGAUUUGCCUGCUGGAGAAACAGCUGACCACGCUGAUGUGCCAGGGUGUGGUGCGCCAGCUGUCCUCGGCUCACAAGCAGCCGUCGUGUCCGCAUGAGAGCCUUCAACAGGACAAGAAGAAGCUGCAGGAGCUCCUCCAGCAGCUGGACAAGCACAACGAGGACAAGGCUAUGAGGGACGCCAGCGAAGCUCGCGUGAAUGUGCUGGAAGACGAACUGGAGGAUUUGUCCGUUAAGCACGGGAGGCUGCUUGAGGAUCUCCAUUUCAAGGAGCUGGAGCAGGAGAACCUGCUCAGGAAGCAGGCGGAGGCUCUCCUGGAUGCACAGCAUCGAAAUGGACUGAGGAAGAGGCAACUGAAGAUGAAAGUGGAAGCUGUGAGCGAAACGCUGGAGAAGCUUGAGACGAGCCUCAGCAUGUAA